UUUCAUUCACGCUUGACACUCCUUUCCUCUCUACCAGUAUUCCGCCGCCGUAUCCUCUGCCCUGUGACCAUCCUCCUCCGCCGUUCACAACGCCGCCUCUUUCACCGCAGCAGCUUCUGUCCGCCAUAAGUUCCCCGUGCUCUUUCACAAUGGGGUCGGGAAACGCAGACAUGAAGAAGAAGAACAAGGGAAAGGGGAAGAAGAAGAAGGGUAACGAUGAUUCAAACUCAGAACCUUCGCCACCACCCAGUCAUGGCAAGGCGGUUAUCGAUGACCCUCGAUUCUCACGGGUGCACACCGACCCUCGGUUUCGCGAUGCUCCGAAGCGCAAAACCAAGGUCGCCAUUGAUUCUCGCUUCGACCGCAUGUUCACUGAGAAGAAUUUCUUACCUUCUUCUGCACCAAUCGACAAGAGGGGCAAGCCCAAGAACAACACCAACGCUGCCUCACAACUCCACCAUUACUACAAAAGGGAAGAAGAAGAUGAAGAAGAGAAAGAAGACCAUGCUUGUAGUCAUGACGAGGACGACGAAGACGGCGAAGAAGAAGAAGAAGAAGAGGGAUUGAUUGGAGUUAAUAAUGAUACAGAAGAUGAGUCAGAAGAUGAGAGCAAUGAAUCAGAAUCUGCUGUAGAUACAGAUACUGAUACUGGUUCUGAUACAGACAUUGAUGAAGAAGAGGAAGUAGAUGAAAUGCAGGAAGAGGUAGCUGAGAUUGAGAAUGAAACUCAUAGGCUUGCUGUGGUUAACAUGGACUGGAGAUAUGUCAAGGCUGUUGACUUGUAUGUAUUGUUAAGUUCAUUUGUUCCGCCUAAUGGAAUGAUUAAAUCGGUGACUGUCUAUCCUUCUGAGUUUGGCAUUCAACGGAUGAAAGAGGAGGAAGUUCAUGGGCCCGUUGGUCUAUUUGAUGAUGAAAAUGAAAAUAGUGAUGAAGAUAGUGGCGAUGAGGAUGUUGUCAAUGAGAAGCUGCGUGCAUAUGAGAAGAGCAGGAUGCGGUACUAUUUUGCUGUGGUGGAAUGUGAAUCAAGUACCACAGCAGGUUACAUUUACAAAGAAUGUGAUGGUCUUGAGUUUCUACAUUCAUCUAAUCCACUUGAUUUAAGAUUUAUUCCAGACGAUAUGGAAUUCAAACAGCCACCUCGGGAUGUUGUGACGGAGGCACCUGCAAACUAUGAGUGCAAAGAUUUUUAUUCUCGAGCGCUUCAGCACAGUAAAGUUCAUCUUUCUUGGGAUGAGGAUGAACCUCUUCGAGCAAAGACCUUGAAGCGGAAAUUCACUGAUGAACAGCUUGCACAAAUGGAAUUGAAAGAAUUCUUGACUUCUGAUGAGAGUGAAAGUGAUGGUGGUGAGGAUAACAAUGAGACGGAUGAUCAGCCUGAUAAAAAGGAGAAAAAGAGAGAUAAGUAUCGUGCUUUGCUCCUUUCAGGCGAUGGUUCAGAUGAAGAUGGUGAACACGAUGAUGUCCAGGAUAUGGAGGUGACCUUCAAUACAGGUUUGGAAGAUUUAAGCAGACAUAUUAUGGAAAAGAAGGAUAAAAAAGCAGAAACAGUUUGGGAUGCAUAUCUGAAGAAAAAACGUGAGAAAAAGAAGGCCAGGAAAAACAAAUCAAAGUUUUCAUCAGAUGAUGAUGAUGGCGAUGAUACAGAUCAAGAAGCUGCUGAAGAUGCCGAUGAUUUCUUCAUUGAUGAACCUGUAGUUGAGAAGAGGAAGAAAAGUAAAAUUGACAAAGAUCAUGACCUUGAGGAUAUGGAUGGGGUAAACGAAGCAAGUAAAGAAGAGCUUGAACUAUUGCUUGCUGAUGACAAAGGGACAGAUACUGGUCUCAAGGGUUUUAACCUAAAACAUAAAAAAGGAAAGGGCAAAAAUACGGAGAAUGCUAUUGAUGAAGGGAAAAUACCAAACAGUGCGUAUGAGGAUCCACGUUUUGCUGCUCUUUAUAGACCUGACUUUGCAAUUGAUCCCACCAGCCCACAGUUUAAAUGGAGUGCAUCAUAUGCGAGGCAGCUAGCACAGAAGCAGCAGAAGGGUCAUAUGGAACCGCCAGCAGAAAGGGAACCUACAAAGCUUCCCAAAGGAACACAGUUGCCUUCUGAUGAUUCUGGCAUGAUGCAGAAGGGUGAGGAAGGAUUAGAUGUUUCGAAAUCAAAGAAAGAUGAGUAUGAGUUAUCAUCUUUGGUUAAAUCCAUUAAGAUGAAGUCAAAGCAAGUUCACUUAUCAUCUGAUGGUAAGACAAGGAAAGAUGGAAAAUCACAUCGUAAAGCUAUGGAGAAAAAGAGGCACUAGUUCUCAACCUCGUGGUUCAAUCCACACCCUUGAAUGCUGGAAACCAACGAAAUGCUGGUUAUUAUGAAUGAAAAGUUAGAUAGAAAAUGUGAUAGAAGAUUGAGAUUAAAUUAAUAGAGGUUCGGCUAGUUUGAGUUUUUUGUUAUGAACUUUCUUGAGUGUCUCUUAUUUGCGACCUAAUUAUUCAUUUGAAAUUUUGAAUCCAUAUAAUGCUUAUUUUUUUGUUAUAAAGUAGGUGGAUAUUUAUCAGGCA
Molecule: messenger RNA, 2535 nt
Organism: Lotus japonicus
Lineage: Eukaryota; Viridiplantae; Streptophyta; Magnoliopsida; Fabales; Fabaceae
Product: pre-rRNA-processing protein esf1
Exons: 7
Coding region: 150-2282 (710 amino acids)
Biological process (GO): rRNA processing
Cellular component (GO): nucleus
Molecular function (GO): RNA binding
Source: RefSeq, a predicted model, not a curated record